Molecule: messenger RNA, 2407 nt
Organism: Papilio xuthus (Asian swallowtail)
Lineage: Eukaryota; Metazoa; Arthropoda; Insecta; Lepidoptera; Papilionidae
Product: organic cation transporter protein-like
Exons: 7
Coding region: 484-2157 (557 amino acids)
Biological process (GO): transmembrane transport
Cellular component (GO): membrane
Molecular function (GO): transmembrane transporter activity
Source: RefSeq, a predicted model, not a curated record
GGGAACACCGAGGUGAUCAACGACACCCAUGGACAUCAGCAAUACCAUGGAACUUGCAGUCAUUUUUUCAUUAUCUUCUUCUAUGUAGCUUUUAUGAGUUUAUGCAUAGUAUUAUAAGACGAAGUAGUCUAAAUAUUAUUUCUAGCCUUGAUCUGGAAUUUUAAUGAAUACUUAUCAAAAAUUAUAUAAACUUAUCGAUUAACCUUAUAAAAUUUAUGAUUGAUAAAAAUAAUUUGCGUUUUAUCAAACUUUAUCACUUCCAACGGAUUUGUAAGCAUAAAAAUCAUUAAAAUGUACUCUCAUAGAAUCAUAUAUCUCCAACAUAAUAUCUGCGUAGUAUUUUAUAGCAAAUUAAAGGUAUGAUAGUAUAUCGCCAUUAUAGUUAACAAAUUGCAAUAGUCAUUACAUAGCUCAUUUUAAAACGGCUCGUCGACUUGUAAAGUCUUCGGCCAAUUACCUUGAGUGUAGUAGACGUAGUUAAUAAUGGCUGAUAAUAUAAAUAUAGUAGAACCUCCUCCCAGGAAACAAAGCGAAGGAGAAGUAAAAAGAAAGAGUGUGGUUAACAAACCAUUGGAGUUAGACGAUGUUCUGGUCAACGAAUUGGGACAAUUCGGAUUCUUUCAACUGAGGAAUAUUCUGUUGGUGGCUUUGCCUAUCAUCGCCUCGGCUUUUAUGAGCGAAUACAUAUUCUCGGCGGCUGCAAUACCACAUAGAUGUCAAAUACCAGAAUGCGGUGAAAAUGGAAAAGAUUUUGAUUACGACCCACAUUGGGUUCUGAACGCGGUUCCCGAAACCAGCUCUGGAUUUUCCAGCUGUGAAAGAUACGCUCCCACAGGUCGGAAUGGGAGCUUGCUCUCCUGUCCCGCUAAUAUCUUCGAUAGGCCGAACACCGUCGCCUGUGAUGGCUUUGUUUACGCGCGGGAUAAUUCUGUUGUUUAUGAUUUUGAUCUUGGUUGUCAAGAAUGGCUGCGAGCUUUAGCGGGCACGCUGAGCAGCGUGGGCACUCUCCUCGUCCUGCCCAUCACCGGAUUCAUCUCCGACAAAUACGGCCGACGAAUGGCGCUCAUCAUCAGCGUCUUUAAUCUGGCUCUUAUUGGUCUCAUCCGCGCCUUCUCCGUCAACUACACCAUGUACCUUGUACUACAACUAUUGCAGACUACCUUAGGAGCUGGCACUUUUAGUUCCGCUUAUAUCUUUGCGGCGGAACUGGUGGGUCCCAAAUAUCGUGUGAUCACAAGUGCAACGUCGUCCUCAAUGUUCGCCGUGGGACAAGUUGUUCUGGGAGGCGUGGCAUGGCUGGUGCAGCCCUGGCGCUACAUGAUCAUGGCCCUGCACAUCCCCUGUUUCCUCAUCAUAGUCUACUACUGGAUCCUCUCUGAAAGCGUACGCUGGCUAUUAUCAAAACGCAAAUACGUGGAGGCUCGCGCCGUGCUCGAGAAUGUUGCCAGAGUCAACAAAACUUUUAUCAGUGAAAAGUCCAUGGAAGCCUUAAUGAAUCCUCCACCAGUCACACAAAAGGUCGAAUCUAAUAUAGUGCAGACAAUCUUCAAAUCAAGAGUGCUGUUACGUCGGGUAUGCACAACUCCUAUCUGGUGGAUUACGACUACAUUUGUCUACUAUGGUCUGUCCAUCAACUCGACUAGUCUCUCAGACACAAUGUAUCUGAACUUUAUUUUGACCUGCGCCAUCGAGAUCCCCGGCUACGCCACCGCAGUACUUAUCCUUGACAGGAUCGGCAGGAAGGCCACACUUUCUGGUGGUUUCUUCCUUAGUGCGGCCUGUAACAUAGCUUUUGCUUUUAUACCAUCAGAGCUGAACGUCGUUCGGUUGGUAAUUUACCUACUGGGUAAGUUUGGUAUCUCUGUGGUGAUGACGUCACUCUAUUUGUUUACGUCCGAGCUCUACCCGACCGAGUACCGGCACACGCUGCUCGCUUUCUCCUCCAUGAUAGGCAGGAUCGGUUCCAUCAGUGCUCCGCUUACACCCGCACUGAUGGAGUAUUGGAAUGGUAUACCGUCCGUGAUGUUCGGUGUGAUGGGUCUGCUCUCAGGUCUGCUGGUGCUGACGCAGCCAGAGACCCUGGGCACUAAAAUGCCCGACACCCUCGCGGAAGCGGAGGCCCUCGGGAGACCCGAGUCCAAAUUACAAGGAAAUUAACUUAUGGAUCUGACUAGAAGAUAGUUUUAAAGAUAUUGAUGUGAAGGUGCUCGAAAAUAUGGUCUGUAGUACCAGAAACCGUAAUAAAUCCUCCUUGCAAAUAUUCAUUACAAAAGGAAUAAAAAAGUAAAUAAAAGUUAUUCGACGUCUUUUUGACCUUGACAUUAAGACCGCGUUUUGUAUUUCUAAUGUUUCUUGUUUUCAAGUUUGUUUAUUUUAUUUUAUUGUUCGUGAACAUUUUUAUUAAUUG